AUGGAUCCUGAAGGUUUCACGAGUGGCUUAUUCCGAUGGAACCCAACUAGAGCAAUGGUCCAAGCACCAACUCCGAUUCCUCAACCGCAGCAGCAGCAGCAACCGCCGGCAACACCGCAAACGGCAGCGUUUGGAAUGCGACUAGGCGGUUUAGAAGGUUUGUUCGGUCCUUAUGGAGUACGUUUUUACACGGCGGCGAAGAUAGCCGAGUUAGGUUUUACGGCGAGCACGCUUGUGGGCAUGAAGGACGAGGAGCUUGAAGAUAUGAUGAAUAGUCUCUCUCAUAUCUUUCGUUGGGAGCUUCUCGUUGGUGAACGGUACGGUAUCAAAGCUGCGGUUAGAGCUGAACGGAGACGUUUGCAAGAAGAGGAAGAGGAGGAGUCAUCUAGACGCCGUCAUUUAAUACUCUCCGCCGCAGGUGAUUCCGGCACUCAUCACGCCCUUGAUGCUCUCUCCCAAGAAGAUGACUGGACAGGGUUAUCAGAGGAGCCAGUUCAUCGACAAGACCAGACUGAUCAUGCAGCGGGGAUCAACGGUGGAGGAAGAGGAGGUUAUUGGGAAGCAGGGCAGUCAACUACGAAGAAGCAACAGCAGAGACGCAGAAAAAAAGUGAUUGUAACGUCAGUGGAAACCGAUGACGACGGUGAGGAUGAAGACGCGAUGGAUAUAGUUAACGGAGGAAGUGGUGGUGCGUUGGGGAUGGAGAGACAAAGGGAGCAUCCGUUUAUUGUAACGGAGCCAGGGGAAGUGGCACGUGGCAAAAAGAACGGUUUGGAUUAUCUUUUCCAUUUGUACGAACAAUGCCGCGAGUUCCUUCUUCAGGUUCAGACCAUUGCUAAAGAUCGUGGCGAAAAAUGCCCUACCAAGGUGACGAAUCAGGUGUUCAGAUUCGCCAAGAAAUCAGGGGCGAGUUACAUAAACAAGCCAAAGAUGAGACACUACGUUCAUUGUUACGCACUCCACUGUCUAGACGAAGAAGCAUCAAACGCACUUAGAAGAGCGUUUAAAGAACGCGGCGAGAACGUUGGGUCGUGGCGUCAGGCAUGUUACAAGCCACUUGUGGACAUAGCUUGUCGUCAUGGGUGGGAUAUAGACGCUGUGUUUAACGCUCAUCCUCGCCUCUCAAUUUGGUAUGUUCCCACUAAGCUGCGUCAGCUCUGCCAUUUGGAGAGGAACAAUGCGGUUGCUGCGGCUACGGCUUUGGUUGGUGGUAUUAGCUGUGAGGGAUCGUCUGCGUCUGGACGUUUUGGGGUUUAA
This is a messenger RNA of Eruca vesicaria subsp. sativa (arugula), 1257 nucleotides long. The record is from the annotation of a GenBank genome assembly. Lineage: Eukaryota; Viridiplantae; Streptophyta; Magnoliopsida; Brassicales; Brassicaceae.